Molecule: messenger RNA, 3065 nt
Organism: Balaenoptera musculus (blue whale)
Lineage: Eukaryota; Metazoa; Chordata; Mammalia; Artiodactyla; Balaenopteridae
Product: annexin A2-like
Exons: 3
Coding region: 832-1500 (222 amino acids)
Cellular component (GO): cytoplasm
Molecular function (GO): calcium-dependent phospholipid binding; cytoskeletal protein binding; calcium ion binding
Source: RefSeq, a predicted model, not a curated record
GAUCUGCCCCUUGGGGUCACGUUCCACUGUCACUGCUGCACCUGCAUUUUACAGGUGGGAAAAUGAAGGCCUAGCAGGGGGUAGAUAACUUGCCCAGGAUCUUGCAACCAGUAAGUCAUGAAAUCAGAUUUCGCAUCCAGGCAGCCUAUCUUCAGAACCCCAAUUCUUAACCCCUUUGAUAAUAUCUAAAGAGCCUAACAAGGUGCAUGGUACCUUGUGAGUGCUUAAAAUUGGUGACGGUCUUCACCGUUGUCAUUGUCAUUGCUGUUUUUUCCAGAACCCAGUUUUGAGAAUGCCCAGCAUCCUGACCCCUCCUUAAUAGGAGUCCCUACCUGAAGCGUGGGAAUCAGCCAUGCCCAUCUGCCCUACAGGCAGGUUAAGGGGGCACCCGUUCUCUGCACUCGCUCUCCACAUCCUGGUCUCUGCCUGCCGACCACACAUUUCCCUUCCUGUGUCCUAUUGUCACCCCUGUUUCCUGCCCCUGUCUUGGUACUGCUGACUCUCUGCUCUGUGGGCUGGGACCUUGGACCCAUUUCAUCUGCACAUCCUGUCGGCCAUCCCUUUGAAGUGUCCUGCCAUCUCUGUACAGCUGGCUUGCUCCAAGCACCAUCGUUCCGUGUCUGGAUUACUUGCACAGCUUCGCUCCAGCCCCCUGCAAUCCAUCCUGCUCAUGGUGCCUGGAAAAUCAUCCUUCAGUCUGACUGUGUGCCAGCCACGUAGUGGGUGUUCAGUGUGGUUGUUAGCUGGUUGAAUAAAUGAAGUGGAUUGAGUAGAGAAGAUGCAGGUAGAGCUCAAGACAGCAGCAAAUGAUGCCCAGAAUUAACCACCUCCAUGAAGGGGCUGGGGACCGAUGAGGACUCCCUCAUUGAGAUCAUCUGCUCAAGGACCAACCAGGAGCUCCAGGAAAUCAACAGAGUCUACAAGGAAAUGUACAAGACCGAUCUGGAGAAGGAUAUCAUUUCCGACACAUCUGGUGACUUCCGCAAGCUGAUGAUUGCCCUCGCGAAGGGUCAAAGAGCAGAGGAUGGCUAUGUCAUUGAUUAUGAACUGACUGACCAAGAAGCCUGGGAUCUCCGUGUUGCUGGCAUGAAGAGGAGAGGAACUAAUGUUCCCAAGUGGAUGAGCAUCAUGACCGAGCAGAGUGUGUGCCACCUCCAGAAAGUAUUUGAAAGGUACAAGAGCUACAGCCCUUAUGACAUGCUGGAGAGCAUCAAGAAGGAGGUCAGAGGAGGCCUGGAAAAUGCCUUCCUGAACCGAGUCCAGUGCAUUCAGAACAAGCCCCUGUACUUUGCUGACAGACUGUACGACUCCAUGAAGGGCAGGGGCACUCGCGAUAAGGUCCUGAUUAGAAUCAUGACCUCCCACAGUGAAGUGGACAUGUUGAAAAUUAGAUCCGAAUUCAAGAAAAAGUAUGGAGAGUCCCUGUACUAUUACAUUCAGCAAGACACCAAAGGCGACUACCAGAAAGCGCUGCUGUACCUGUGUGGUAGGGAUGACUGAAGCCCGCGAUGGCCCAAGGGUCCAGGACGGCUGCUCCGCGCUCCCAGCUAACAGUUCUACACAGUCGGCUUGUGGCUAACAGUCCCCUUGUGCCCAUCCCUGGGAGGAUGACGUUAGCACUGCCCACCCCACCCGCUCCAUCCUUAGUUUAGUUGCCUAAGCAUUACCUGGCUUUCCAAUCUAGUCUCUCUUUAUAGUCAAAGAAAUGAACAUUCCCAGGAGUUGGAAGUGAAAUCUAUGAUGUGAAACACUUUGCCUUCUGAGUACUGUGUUGUAAACAGAUGAAUAAACUGAAUUUUUACUUUGGGGAAAAAAAAAAUAAAGGUAAUAAAAAAGAGUUCACCUUCAUCAGGCACCUUAAUUGCAUUACCUCAGGAAUUUGCCAUUUUCCUUCUCUCUGUUGUAUUGUAGGGGCCCUGAUCACCUUAACAACCCACAGAACUUCAUGAGUAUCUAUUAUAUAGAUGACAUUAUGCUAACCGGCUCUGGUGAAAUAGCAAGGACCACACAUGGCACAUGCUUGCCAGAGGGUGAGAGAAAACCCCUACGGAAGUCCAGGAGCCUGCCAUAUUGGAGAACUUUCUAGGGUUCCAGCAGUCGGGGGCAUGUUGGGAUAUUCCCUCUUAGGUGAGAAACCUUGCUUUUCCUUGCAUCAUCCAUCACGAAGAAAGAGGCUCCAUGGGUGAUGGGCCUCUUUGGGUUUUUGAGGCAAUGUGGAGCACAUUUGUGUGUGCCACUCUGCUGCAUUUACUGGGUACGUCAUAAGGCUGCUGGUUUGGAAUGGGACCCAGAGCAAUCAAGGGCUCUAGAACGGUUCAGGCUGUGACGAAAGCUACCUGACCAAUUGAGCCUUAAGACCCAGCAGACCCAAUGGUACAGGAAGUGUCUGUGGCAGAUAAAGAUGCUGUCGGGAGCUUCUGACUUUCCCCAGUAGGAGAAUCAGAGUGCUGACCCAACUGCAGUAAGAUUGGAAGAGAGGACUCAAGGCAGUCUUGCGGAGAUGUAUGUAGAAGGAUGUCUUCGAAGGAGCCCUGAAUGUGAAGAUAUUCAUGUGCCACCUAAAUACCUAUCAAAAGGUAUCCAUUGCAGAGAAGGCUGUCAAUAAUCAGGUGGACACGAUGACCCAACCUGGGGAUGCCUUCCCCUCUCCACUCUGGUGUGUUCUCAGUGGUACUGUGAACAAAGUGACCGUAGUGGAAGGGAUGGAGGCUGUACAUGGGUUUAACAACAUGGGCUUUCCCUCACUAAGGCUCGCCUGGUUGGUUUCCAUCACUUCUGGAUAUGCACCCUGCCCAGGAUGAAGCCAAUGCCCAGCCCCUGAUACACGGCAUCCUUCCCCAGGGAUGGGUCGUGCGAGACAGGCCAGCCACCACUGGCAAGUUGAUUACACUGGACCCCUUCUAUUAUGGAGGGUGGGGGAAUAGAUUCGUAUUCUGCAUACGGAUUAGCUACCUCUGCCCUCCUCGCCGUUUGUGGUGUUUCAUUUAUCUCAGCGUAUCUCACAAACAUGACCUUCAACCAGACAACCCAUUUGUUUCUUGUUUGUUUGUUUUUUAAAGUUUUUU